Molecule: messenger RNA, 3408 nt
Organism: Cannabis sativa
Lineage: Eukaryota; Viridiplantae; Streptophyta; Magnoliopsida; Rosales; Cannabaceae
Product: putative disease resistance protein RGA3
Exons: 2
Coding region: 1-3408 (1135 amino acids)
Biological process (GO): defense response to other organism
Molecular function (GO): ADP binding
Source: RefSeq, a predicted model, not a curated record
AUGGCGGAAGGAAACCUUGUGGGCGUUGUUGAUCGGAUUCAACGAUUGUUGGAGUGUUUAGAUUUGAAGGAUAUUACAGAAAAACAGAGACUUGAUGAGAUUAAGAAAGAUUUUUCAAUGCUACGAGGUUCAUUUGAUGAUGCAGAGUUGAAGAAGAAGCUUUAUAGUGAUAAGUUACUAUUAAAAGAUUCACUUGCUGAUGUUGAUGACUUACUCACAAAAAUGUUGGCACUCACUUGGAGAACACGCCACGUGUCAGCACCCAAAAAGCUAAUCAUGAUGAUGAAGAUGAUGAUGAAUACCACCACUACUUUCUUCAACUCAAUCUCUUCCAAAAUGGACAACGCCAUGCAAAUCGUGAAACAGCUACAAAACUCAUCGGUUCCAGAGGCAGAGGCAGAGGCAGAGGAAGAGCAGAGAGGAAAUGUUGGUGGAGAAAUUAUAGUUGUGGGGAGGGAUCAUCACCUAGCACAAAUCACAGAAAAGUUGUUGAAGAAGGAUGAUGAUGAUGUUGAAGACAAGAAUUUAAUGGUGAUUCCAAUUGUGGGUAUUGGAGGAGUAGGCAAAACAAUAAUUGCUAUGCUCAUUUGUGAUGACCAAAGGGUAAAAUCACAUUUUGAUCUUACAAUUUGGGUGUCUCUUGGUGUUGCCUUUGAUGUAAAAGCCAUUAUGAAACAAAUUAUUUCAUUUAUAACACAUAAUUACCCAACUAUCUCUGAUUUUAAGGAACUGCAAGCUCUUGUUUUUUCAGAAAUAAGGCGAAAGCGAUUUCUCCUUGUUCUUGAUGAUGUCCCGCCCAAUGUUGAUGAACAAUCAUGGAAGGUGCUAACAAGUGAGAUACUAUCAGCUGGUGCAAAUGGAAGUAGAAUUAUUGUAACUACUCGUCAUACAAAGGUUGCAGAGAUUACUGGUAAGAACCAACUAUAUCACUUAGAGGAGCUACAUGAAAAGGAAGCUUGGUUACUAUUCCAAAAAGUGGCCGUGAGAGAAGAAGAAGAACUAACUGACCCGGAAAUGAUUGAGAUUGGACAAGGAAUUGCGAAAAGAUGCCGCGGAAUCCCUUUCCUCAUAACAGCAAUAGGAAGCUUAUUGCGUAUUAAGAAAACAAAACAAGAGUGGAAAUUGUUUUUUGAUGAGUUUUCAAUGAUAAUAGAGACUGAAAAUAAUGCAUUGGCAAUUCUUCAGUUGAGCUAUGAUCAUUUACCAUUUGCUUUGAAAGAUUGUUUUGCUUAUUGUGCAAUUUUCCCAAAAGAUUAUGAGAUUGAUGUAGACACACUCAUAACUUUGUGGAUGUCACAGGGGUUUAUUGUUAUUACUGAGUCAGAUCAAGAUCAGGACAAUAAUGAACAACAAGAUCUUGAGAGAUUGGGUUAUAAGUAUUUUGUGGAUUUACAUGGAAGAUGUUUCUUUCAUGAAAUUGAGCAAGAUGAGUUGGGUUACAUAAAAAAAUGCAGAAUGCCUAACUUAAUGCAUGAUCUUGCUAAACAAAUAGCUGGGAAAGCUUAUGCUACUUUAAUCUUAAAGGAAGAUAGAAUUGAUGAUGCAACACUUGUUCGACAUGUAUCAUUUGAUUUUCAUUUAGAUUCAUCAUGGCAGAUUUCAAUCCCAUCUUCUGACUUGAAAAGGAUUCGAAGUCUGUUUUUGCCUUGGCAAUAUCAGCGGGCAAUUGAAGGCGGAUCAAGUCAGUCUAUUUGUGAUGUAAUUCCAAAAUUCGAGUGGCUUCGAAUGUUGGAUUUGCAUAACACAGGCAUCAAGAAAUUACCUGAUUCUAUUAGUGAGUUGAAGCUUUUGUGUUAUUUGGAUCUGUCUCAAAAUGGUGAUAUUAAGGCAUUGCCAAAGUCUAUUUGUGGGCUAUAUUUUCUGCAGACUUUGAAACUCAACCACUGCAGUAAUCUUCAAACACUUCCCAGAGGCAUUACGAGGUUAUUUAAUCUGAGACAUCUCGAAAACAAAUCAUGUCAUUGUUUAACUCGGAUGCCAAGAGGACUAAGUCAGCUAUCAAAUCUUCGAACAUUGUCAGAAUUCGGGCUGAGUAAGGACAACCCCUCAAAGCCAAAAGGAAAGCUCGACGAACUAAGUUGUCUAAACUACUUGAGAGGAGAGAUCAAAAUAAAAAAUUUGAGAAAUCCCAAAGAUGAUAAGACAGCAGCAGCAAACAUGAAAGGAAAAAAAGAUGUUUUAUCUUUGAUUUUGAUUUGGGAUAUUAACUCUUCUGUUAAUGAAGCUGAUUGUGAAGAAGCACUAGAAGAUCUUGAGCCACAUCCAAACUUGAGAGAGCUGUCAAUAUCUACUUAUGGUGGUAGCAAGUUUUCGAGUUGGCUUCCAUUGCUUAAAAAUCUAGUGAAAUUAUCAAUAUCGAGAUGCAACAGAUGCCAUUGCCUACCGCGGCUGGAUCAGUUGACUAAUCUUCAAGUAUUGGUAGUAGAUGAGUUGAUGAAUCUGGAAUACAUUAUGGAUGAAACACCAUCAUCAACAACAACAUGGUUUUCAUCAUUGAAAGAGCUGAGACUUACUAAUUUGCCACAACUAAAGGGAUGGUGUAAAGAUAACUCAUGUGAAAAUGCUACAUUUAGUUGUCUUUCUAGAUUGGUGGUUGAAGAUUGUCCUUGUCUUACUUCCAUGCCUCUGUUUCCAUGUUUAGAAGAACUACUAGUGCUCAAAAACACAAGUUGGGAGCCAUUCAAACGAACUGUGACAACAGCAAUAGAAGAGAAAAGAGCUCUAACAUCUCAAUUGGAAGUGUCAUCAUCAUCACCAAUGUCGUCAUCAUCACCAAUGUCGUCAUCAUCACCAUUGUGGUCAUCAUCACCAUCUAGUACUCUCACCAAGAGCAAGUCACGGAGAAGCCCUCGCCGAACAAAGUCAUUAAAUAUGAAACCAAAAUCACCUUCUUUUAAAAAAGUUUCUCGGUUUCAUGUUUCUCGACCAAAACCAAUUUCUUCCACAGUUGCUCUUGACUCCACAUUGAAGACACCAGUUCCAACUCCACAGAAUAUUUCAUCAUCAACAACAACAACAGCAAUAGUCACUCCUCUCUCGAAAUUGAGGACACUACAUAUCAUUGACAUGCCCAAUUCUGAUCCAAAUAUGUGGAAGUCCCUUCACAGCCUCCGUUCUGUGACAUUGGAUAAUGUUGCUGACAUAAAUGAUUAUCUUAAAGGAGGACUUAGACAAGUGACCAGCCUGCAACAACUCCAUAUUUUGCGCUGUUAUAAUUUAGUGGAAAUCGAAACUUGGAUAGAUGACUUCAAAACUCUCAGCAAAAUUUCAAUCAAAUUAUGUCCCCAGUUAAGAAUACCACAUGAUAGAAUUGACCUCAUCACUUCCUCAAAUGUGAAGGUUGAGCACUGCCCUCGAGUUACUCACAUUGAAAGAGUACUUCAAGAUCAGUUACAUAUGGUAGUUUGA